UUAAUAUUCUUGACACGAAAAAUAAAAUAAAGAAAUUGUAUUUACUUUUUGCAAAGACACGAAUCUCAUCUUUUGUGUUGAGUCUUAAAAAAAAACAGACAUAUCGAAGGUUCUCUGGAAUGGCUUCUAUUUUCAGAACUUCAAUUUCACUUGAUCUACGACCAAAGGUGGCUUGCACGAACCUCUCCAGUAAAGAACGACUUGAGUUUCAGAGCAAGAAUCUGAGAAAAGAGAAGCUCAACGUUAGGUUACGUGGCGUGAAAGCUAAUCAAGCACAAGGGACUAGUGCGGUUACAGAAGAGAAAGAGCUUAACAACAAAACCGAUUAUGGAGUUGUAGGGGUUCACCAUGUGGGUCUGCUGUGUGAAAACCUAGAACGGUCACUUGAGUUUUACCAGAACCUUCUAGGACUUGAGAUCAACGAGGCAAGGCCACACGACAAGCUUCCGUAUAGAGGAGCAUGGUUAUGGGUAGGUGCUGAGAUGAUUCAUUUAAUGGAACUUCCAAAUCCUGAUCCAUUAACUGGUAGACCCGAGCACGGUGGCCGUGAUCGACAUGCCUGUAUCGCAAUCCGCGAUGUUUCAAACCUCAAAGAGAUCUUGGAUAAAGCUGGGAUUGAGUAUACUAUGAGUAAGUCAGGGAGGCCAGCUCUGUUCACUCGUGAUCCAGACGCAAACGCUCUUGAGUUUACUCAAAUUUGAUUCUU
Molecule: messenger RNA, 706 nt
Organism: Eruca vesicaria subsp. sativa (arugula)
Lineage: Eukaryota; Viridiplantae; Streptophyta; Magnoliopsida; Brassicales; Brassicaceae
Source: the annotation of a GenBank genome assembly